AUGGGCGUGAACGGGCCGGUGACCCUCCAGGUUGCUCCUCCAUGCACCCGUGAGAGGCAUUAUGAACACCUUGGACGGUGCUGCAGCAAAUGUGAACCAGGAAGAUACCUGUCUUCUAAGUGCACUCCUACCUCUGACAGUGUGUGUCUGCCCUGUGGCCCAGACGAGUACUUGGACAGCUGGAAUGAAGAAGAUAAAUGUUUGCUGCAUAAAGUCUGUGAUGCAGGCAAGGCCCUGGUGGCGGUGGACCCUGGCAACCGCACGGCCCCACGGCGCUGCGCAUGCACGGCCGGCUACCACUGGAACACAGACUGCGAGUGCUGCCGCCGCAACAUGGAGUGUGCGCCAGGCUUCGAAGCCCAGCAUCCUUUGCAGCUCAACAUGGACACGGUGUGCACACCCUGCCUCCUCGGCUUCUUCUCAGAUGUCUUUUCAUCCACGGACAAAUGCAGACCCUGGACCAACUGUACCCUCCUUGGAAGGAUAGAAGCACACCCAGGGACGAAGAAAUCUGAUGUGGUCUGCAACUCUUCUCUGACAUUGAGAAAACCACCCCAGGAAGUCCAGAUUUACUUGCCCAGUCUCAUCAUUCUGCUCCUCUUCAUCUCUGUGGUGCUAGUCGCCGCCGUCGUCUUUGGCGUUUACUACCGGAAGGGAGGGAAAGCGUUGACAGCUAAUUUGUGGAACUGGGCCAAUGACGCUUGCAGCAGCCUAAGUGGAAAUAAGGAGUCCUCAGGUGACUGUUGUGUUGGUGCCCACUCAGCAACCUCCAGUCAACGAGAAGUGUGCGAAGGCGGCUUGCUAAUGUCUCUGGAGGAGAAGAUGCUUCCAGAAAACAUGUGCUGUCUGGAAGAUGGUACUGGGGUCCGUGGGCCUGUGUGUGCAGCCGGCGGGUCCUGUGCAGAGGGUGGAGAUGCCAGGAUGUUCACACUGGUCAGCGAAGUUGAGACCCAGGGGGACCUCUCAAGGAAGAUUCCCACAGAGGAUGAGUACACAGACCGGCCCUCACAGCUGCCUGAUGGUUCCCUGUUCCUGAUCCAGCCUGGAAGCAGAUCCACACCCCCUUUCCAGGAGCCUCUGGAAGUGGGGGAGAAUGACAGUUUAAGCCAGUGUUUCACAGGGACUGAGAGCACGGUUGAUUCAGAAGGCUGCAGCUUCACGGAGCCUCCAUGCAGGACUGAUUGUACUCCUUCGUCCUCUGAAAAGUACUUGAGAAAAGAAAUAGAGGGUGACGGUUGCCUGCCCUGGGUGGCCAGCUCCAGCUCAACAGAUGGCUACACAGGCUGUGGGAACACGCCUGGGGAGGACCAUGAGCCCCUAAUGGGUUCUCUGAAAUGUGGACCAUUGCCCCAGUGUGCCUACAGCAUGGGCCUUCCCGGCGAAGCAGCCGCCAGUAUGGCAGAGGCAGGAGAGCAGCCCCAGGACAGGGCUGAUGUAAAGAUUCCAAGCUCGGAGAGGGGAGCCUCAGGGUCUGGGAAUUCCCCCAGUGACCAGCCACCUGCGUCUGGGAACGUGACGGGAAACAGCAAUUCCACUUUCAUCUCCAGCGGGCAAGUGAUGAACUUCAAGGGCGACAUCAUCGUGGUGUACGUCAGCCAGACCUCGCAGGAAGGCCCGGGCCCUGCGGAGCCGGAGCCCGAGCCGGAGCCGGUGGGCCGCCCGGUGCAGGAGGAGACGCUGGCGAGCAGAGACUCCUUUGCUGGCACGGCGCCGGGCUUCCCAGACACGCGCGCCACCGGGGCAGGGCUGCAGGAGCAAGGCGCUUCCCGGACGAAGGACGGGACAUCGCGGCCAGUUCAGGAGCAGGGUGGGGUGCAGGCCUCACCCCGUACCCGGGGGUCGGGACACUGCACAGAAUGACCUGCUUGCCCUGGGCGCUGGGCACCAUUGCCUUUCCCCAAACAGAUGUGUUGUGGCUAGCCACUGCGCACCUGUGACAGGUGCGGGCUGCUGGCGUGGUGGUGGUGGAGCCCACCUCUCACUUCCUCCUGUGCCUCUCUCCUCUGACUCACACCACC
Messenger RNA from Peromyscus eremicus (cactus mouse), 2018 nucleotides. It is a transcript of the gene Tnfrsf11a, whose product is annotated as TNF receptor superfamily member 11a. Gene Ontology annotation, biological process: ossification; multinuclear osteoclast differentiation; positive regulation of bone resorption. Gene Ontology annotation, molecular function: tumor necrosis factor receptor activity; cytokine binding. Gene Ontology annotation, cellular component: external side of plasma membrane. The transcript is spliced from 10 exons. The record is from RefSeq and is a predicted model, not a curated record. The coding region runs from base 1 to 1860 and encodes 619 amino acids. NCBI's taxonomy places the organism in Eukaryota, Metazoa, Chordata, Mammalia, Rodentia, Cricetidae.